Molecule: messenger RNA, 1254 nt
Organism: Emiliania huxleyi CCMP1516
Lineage: Eukaryota; Haptophyta; Isochrysidales; Noelaerhabdaceae
Exons: 3
Coding region: 1-960 (319 amino acids)
Biological process (GO): protein folding
Molecular function (GO): adenyl-nucleotide exchange factor activity; protein-folding chaperone binding; protein homodimerization activity
Source: RefSeq, a predicted model, not a curated record
AUGCGCGUGUGCUCGACGUCGCUGGCUCUCGCUCUGCUGGCGUUUCAUGCGGCUGAGGCCGUCGUGCUCCAGCCGCGCGUGAGGGCGCCAUUGUUUCCCUCACCGCACGCCCUGCGCUGCCUCUCUUCUUCGGUGCGCCUCGCGGCGGAGCCGUCAGAGACCGAGGCAGCCGCAGGCGACGGCGCCGUGCCCGACGGCGAGGGGAUGUCGGACGCCAAGGCGGAGAAGGCGGCCAAGAAGGCGGAGAAGGACGCCCUUCGCGCGCAGAUCGACGAGCUCGAGAAGAAGCUCACCUCCGCGCGCGGCGACUUCGUGGCCGCGCAGGACGAGGCGAAGGACGCGGGCGAGAAUGGCUACCUGCUCCUCGCUGCCAACUUCGAGCGCGAGCGGCAGCGCGCGCGGACGGAGCUGGAUGGACAGGCGGGGUACGGCCGUCUCGAGGCGAUGCGGCCGCUCCUCCCGUUCGUCGAGCAGUUUGCGGCGCUGCAGGCCGAGGCGGACGGCGCGGACGGCGGCGCUGCAGAGGUGCACAAGUACUACUCGGGGAUCCACAAGCAGCUGACGCAGGCGAUGGGCGAGCCGCGCCGGCCACCCCUCUGCCUCUGCAGCCUGACAGCGCGCACGCCGCCUCUUCAGGUGCUCGAGGCGGCGCAGCUCGAGCCCUUCGAUAGCGCGCCGGGCGACGCGCGGCACCGCGAGGUGGAGAGGCGCCCGAGCGAGGAGGUUGCAAAGAAUUGCGUCCUCGAGCAGACGGCGCGAGGCUACACCAUGGGGGGGGAGCUGCUGCGCGAGGCGGAGGUCGUCGUCUCUUCGGGCUCCGCCGCCGCCGCCGCCGCUGCCGAGGCCGAGGCGGCGGCCGCUGCGGCGGACGCGGCUGCUGCGGUCGAGGCUGCAGCUGCGGCGGACGGCGAGGAGGCGGGCGAGGCUGGGCCUGAGGCGGGGCCUGAGGGAUCGGAGUAGCACGGCGUGCCGGGGGGGGGGGGGGGGGGGCUUCGAGUAGGUCUGUCUAGGGGUCACCACAGCAAACGGACCGGAGAGCGAGCCCAGCUCGACUGCAGCCCUGCACCUCGAGAGCGGGCGCGGGGCUGCCAGGUGCUCGCUAGUGGCGUGGCUUGGGCUGGCGCUCGUGUGCACGGUUGGUGUAGGCAUGGCGCUAGUUUGGGGCGAGGUGGGGAGGCGUCCGCGUGUCGACUGUCGUUUCAGCGGGCGGGUGCGCCUGCGCGCGUGCGAUACAAAAGAUUUUUGAGGUCCGGU